AUGGCCAAGUCACAUCUACUGCAAUGGCUACUGCUGCUUCCCACACUCUGCUGCCCAGGAGCAGCCAUCGGGUCGGCCUCGUCCAUGGAUUGUACACAAGGUCCUAAAUUCUGGUGCCAAAGCCUGGAGCAAGCAGUGCAGUGCCGAGCCCUGGGGCACUGCCUACAGGAAGUCUGGGGACACGCAGGAGCUAAUGACCUGUGCCAAGAGUGUGAGGAUAUUGUCCACCUUCUCACAAAGAUGACCAAGGAAGACACUUUCCAGGACACGAUCCGGAAGUUCUUGGAACAAGAAUGUGAUAUUCUUCCCUUGAAGCUGCUUGUGCCCCGGUGUCGCCAAGUGCUUGAUGUCUACCUGCCCCUGGUUAUCGACUACUUCCAGAGCCAGAUUAACCCCAAAGCCAUCUGCAAUCAUGUGGGCCUGUGCCCACUUGGGCAGGCUAAGCCAGAACAGAUUCCAGGAAUGCUGGAUGCUGUUCCAGACCCUCUGCUGAACAAGCUGGUCCUCCCUGCGCUGCCAGGCGCCCUCUUGGCAAGACCUGGGCCUCACACACAGGACUUCACUGAGCAACAGCUCCCCAUCCCUCUGCCCUUCUGCUGGCUUUGCAGGACUCUGAUCAAGCGGGUCCAAGCCGUGAUUCCCAAGGGUGUGCUGGCCGUGGCUGUGUCCCAGGUGUGCCACGUGGUACCCCUGGUGGUGGGUGGCAUCUGCCAGUGCUUGGCUGAGCGCUAUACAGUUCUACUGCUAGACGCACUGCUGGGCCGUGUGGUGCCCCAGCUAGUCUGUGGCCUUGUCCUCCGAUGUUCCACUGAGGAUGCCAUUGGCCCAGCCCUUCCUGCUGUGGAACCUCUGAUAGAAGAAUGGCCACUACAAGACACUGAGUGCCAUUUCUGCAAGUCUGUGAUCAGCCAGGCCUGGAACACCAGUGAACAGGCUAUGCCACAGGCAAUGCACCAGGCCUGUCUUCGCUUCUGGCUAAACAGGCAAAAGUGUGAGCAGUUUGUGGAACAGCAUAUGCCCCAGCUGCUGGCCCUGGUGCCUAGGAGCCAGGAUGCCCACAUCACCUGCCAGGCCCUUGGAGUAUGUGAGGCCCCGGCCAGCCCUCUGCAAUGCUUCCAAACCCCACACCUCUGA
Molecule: messenger RNA, 1134 nt
Organism: Arvicanthis niloticus (Nile rat)
Lineage: Eukaryota; Metazoa; Chordata; Mammalia; Rodentia; Muridae
Gene: Sftpb
Product: surfactant protein B
Biological process (GO): sphingolipid metabolic process
Cellular component (GO): alveolar lamellar body; multivesicular body; lysosome
Source: RefSeq, a predicted model, not a curated record